Linepithema humile (Argentine ant) is the source of this 2154-nucleotide messenger RNA. RefSeq lists its product as uncharacterized. Lineage: Eukaryota; Metazoa; Arthropoda; Insecta; Hymenoptera; Formicidae. The record is from RefSeq and is a predicted model, not a curated record.
UCUUAGUCACAAGCAUUCUCUAUGCAGGUAAUCCCGGCUUUGCAAGGAUUAUUGAUCAAUGAUUAUUAUAAAAGCAAGUUCACGGCAUAGACCGCGUUACUUAGUGCAAUAUGUUUCGACAGAAAGGACUUUUACUUUUCACCUGCCUGCUGGCGUUUACCAUCAAUUUAACUCUGGCACUUCCAUCCGGAGCACCAUGGACAAACUUUGUAUCCCAACCCGUUUAUUCACGAUCUCUUGGGCCUCCACUAGGAAUGGACACGAUAUCCGUGCCUUACGCGCCGAAAUCUCCGUUAUUCCCGAAAUUUGUCGAUCCGAAGAUGCUCAUUUCUAAGAAAACAGAUAUGCUGAGCAAUUUGUUUGGCGGUAUAGGACCAGUGGCGUAUAAUAUACCAGAUGCUGAGCCGAUCGCAUCAUACGGACCUUUAGCGAACGCGAACGCACUGCUAGACAGUAAAAAAAGUAGCAGUAUGUAUAAACGCGGUAUGUUCGGUCCAUUCACCCCAAAGUUUGGCCCGAUGGGCCCGAAAUUCGGACCCGUAAUGUCGUCUUCAUUGCCAAAAACAUUACCCGAUUACAACACAGCUUCCUUCCGCAAAAAAAGAAGCGUAGUGCCUUCUUUUGCAGACGACACCAAUUCCGUCUUGGACGGUAAAACCGAUUCGGACCCAUCACAGAUAAUAGAAAGUAUGUCGGCGAUAAAAUCAACUGCUGACGACACGCCAAAGGAAUAUCCGCCGGGAAUGUUCGGGCCUUUCGGACCGAGCGGACUCUUCGGAUCAAGUGGAUCUUUCGGACCCGUGGUGGAUCCGAGCGCGUUUAUCGCGAAGAAGUCGGCAUUCCUGGAUACGCUCUUCAAGAAUCUCGCCACCAGCACUCCCGCUAGCGCAACGACCGAUGUACCCGCGCCGAAGAGCACUAUCGUGCCACCCAGUUUCUGGAUACCAUCCUCCGUAAUCCCCAGUCCGACCGAGUACUCCUCGAAGGUGUCAGACUUUCUGGACAAACUGUUCGACAGCUUAAACUUGAACGCAACUGCAGCGCAGGGAGCAGCUGACGGCUCGGACGCAAAAAGCGAUUUUCUGCGGUCUGUAAAAUCCGACGACAUUUCGCCGAAUAAAAUCGCGAGAUCCUUGAACGAUGCGUCAUCCAUCGCAGUUGCCAAAGACGCGAUUGUCGACACGAUAUUGUCGGAGCUCGGCGACCUAAAAAGCGACAUGUUAGAAACUCUGAACGAUUUGAUUACUUACGAAAAGACCGCGGCAGCUGCUGCCUCUACAGCGAAGAAACCCUUCAAACCUUUCGCUGGUGUGUUUCCUUUCGCAAAACCAACAGUGGAUCCGACAUUGCCGUUUAAGCAGAGAAUGGAUGUGCUCAGUCAAGUAUUCGACAUGUUGACGGACUUGCAAAGAAACAUCACUGCGGCCGCGAAGAGUGCGACGACAGCUAGUCCUGAUACUGGCAAUGACUCGGCUUCACCCAAGAUUCCAUUGGAUGCUAGCGGUGCAAUUGGUGCUUCGUCAAUAAACAGUACUCUUUUGAAUGCUGUUCUAAAAAAAAUAUCGGCCAUUGAGAGCGCAAGUCCGGCUUUUUAUCCGGUGAAUCCCAUGAAAGAAAGUCCUAUAACGAGCCGUGCUUUGCCCAAGGAGUCAACGUCCUGGGUGUCUUACUCAAAGAACUUGGCGCCUGCUGAGAAGCGACAAGUGGAUGAUGAUUUGUUGCCUUACUUGGAAUACGAAAACAGCAAUGACCAGCAAAACGACAAUCACAGGCAGUAUACGAGAGGCGUGCAAAUGCAGAUGCAUCAAGGGUAUCAGAGUCUGCCCGCCGGCUCGGUGGAGUCUGUACAAGCUGGAGGAGGUUCUACACCAGGACAUCAGGGAGGUGGAAUCAAGUUGUUGGAGCCUCAUGCUUACGAAAACUUGGACAAAUGGGCUAACUGGAUGCAGUAUCGCAAGGAGGAGAAAGAAGAUCGUAGGCACCAUCAUAACCACCAUUAGGCCAUUUAUCCAGAGCAAGAGUACUUCUUUCGUCGUCUGUUUACAAGAUUAGAUCUCGAACGAAAAAUUUGCUAAAAAUGUUCCCUGAAAUAUAAAUAAACGUGUACGAUUAUUCAUUAUUUCCAAUAAAACAUAUUUGGAAUAAGAAGGUAAA